Molecule: messenger RNA, 597 nt
Organism: Drepanopeziza brunnea f. sp. 'multigermtubi' MB_m1
Lineage: Eukaryota; Fungi; Ascomycota; Leotiomycetes; Helotiales; Drepanopezizaceae
Source: RefSeq, a predicted model, not a curated record
AUGGAGCACCCGAAACGGCAAAUAUCCCACGUCAUUCAUCUCCUGACCGAAGGCUCGCCGGCGGACCAGAAAAAGGCCCUCCACGCCUAUUUCCUCCCGGACGCAUCCUUCACCCACCCCCUCUGCCGGGUCCCCAGCUUCUCGCAUCUCAACGUGCCUCUCCUCGGCGAGGUCAACUCCCGAUGGGUCAUCUGGAUGAUCUACCGCUGGUACAAGAUCCUCUCCCCGCGCAUCGUCGCCCACGUCGAAUGCGAUGAGUUCAACCAGGAAUCAUCGACCCUCUUCGUCGACAUCCACCAGAUCUUCUCCCUCUUCUUCGUCCCCUUCUACAAAGCCGACGUGCGCCUCACCUCCAAGCUGAAGCUGUUCCACUCCGAGGACGACGGCAGAUACUACAUCGCGUCGCAGGAGGACCUGUACCAGACGAACGAGUGGGUCAAGUUCGUCUGGCCCGGCGGCGCCACGCUCAUCGGGCUGGGGCAGCUGUUUGCGGCGUUCCUGUGUAUUAUCGGAGCGUUCUUGUUGGCGCCUGUGACUUGGAUCGAGCAGAGACGCGCCAUGACGACGCAAGUGAACGGUGCGAAGAAGGGUAUCUGA